Haliotis rubra (blacklip abalone) is the source of this 1454-nucleotide messenger RNA. Its product is annotated as pre-mRNA-splicing factor 38A-like. NCBI's taxonomy places the organism in Eukaryota, Metazoa, Mollusca, Gastropoda, Lepetellida, Haliotidae. The record is from RefSeq and is a predicted model, not a curated record. The transcript is spliced from 8 exons. Gene Ontology annotation, cellular component: precatalytic spliceosome. Bases 17 to 1054 code for a protein of 345 amino acids.
CGUUCUUUCAAACAACAUGGCGAAUCGCACAGUGAAAGAUGCUCAUUCUAUUAAAGGAACGAAUCCUCAGUAUUUAGUUGAGAAAAUUAUACGCACGCGUAUCUACGAAUGUAGAUAUUGGAAAGAAGAAUGUUUCGCCCUUACAGCUGCCUUAAUGGUGGACAAAGCCAUGGAGCUGAGGUACAUGGGAGGGAUCUAUGGGGGCAACAUCAAACCCACCCCAUUCCUAUGUCUGGUGCUGAAGAUGCUGCAGAUACAACCCGAGAAGGACAUUGUGGUGGAAUUCAUCAGAAACGAAGAUUUCAAGUAUGUUCGAGCUCUUGGAGCAACCUACAUGAGACUUGUGGGGACAUCAUUAGACUGCUACAAAUAUCUGGAACCACUGUACUAUGACUAUCGGAAACUACGUCACAUGAACAGAUCUGGAGAAUUUGAAGUUCUGCACAUGGAUGAAUUCAUUGAUGAAUUAUUGCGAGAAGAAAGACUCUUUGACAUCAUCCUUCCUAGAAUACAGAAGCGGGCUGUGUUGGAGGAGACAAACCAGCUGGAGCCCCGAGUGAGUGCAGUGGAGGAAGACCUCGAGGACAUGGAGACAGAUGAGGAGGAGGAGCUGGUUAUGGAAUCUAAAAGAAGUCCAUCACCAGAGAAGUCAAAGGGUCACCGAGAUCAAGACAAAGCAAGAAGUCCAUCACCCCGGUUCCGUCGCAGUAGGUCAAGGUCACCACAUAGGAGAGACAGAGACAAAAGUCCAUCACGUCGAAAGAGGUCAAGGUCAAGAGAGCGAGAGAGGAGACAUGGUCACAGGUCACAUAAAGAGGAUGAUGAUGAUAGGAGGAGGAGAUCUAAGAAGAGCAAGAAAGACAAGAAGGAUGACGAUCGACAUCGUGACAGAGAUCGAGACCGGGAACGGGACAAGGACAGGUCUAGACAUCAGGACCAUGAUCGGGACCGACGUGAUCGUGGAGACAGAUCACGAGGAGGGGGUCUUAAACAAGAGAUUAAAGAAGCUAAUGAACUAAGAGCAAGACUAGGCUUGGCACCAUUGAGGCAAUGAUUGAAUGUAUGGGGAUACCGUCCUGCAUGACAUCAUUCAGAAAGAGCAGGUUGAGGAUCUUUGAAAUGCAAAUAAUCCUGAGUUGAUGGUUUGUUUAUGCAUGAUAGGAUAGGAAUCUCUAUUUGCAAAAUGGUGAAAUCUUAAAAGCUAUCUACAGCUGAGCAGGUUUCAGUCAAUAGUUAUGAACAGCUGACUCUUACAAAUAAAUAACUGUAUGGUAUUUGAAGAUAAGAUGAGGUUGGCAUGAAAGCGUAAUUUCUCUGUGCAUAACCUUUUCCCCUGCUUUUCAUGAAGCUUGUGUAUAUAUGCAUUUUAACAUCAGACAACCGUUGGCACUGCAGUGUGUGUCAUUUGUAUUAAGUUUCAUGAUCAUUGUGUAAAUAAAGUCAUUUUCAAUGAA